Molecule: messenger RNA, 980 nt
Organism: Hibiscus syriacus
Lineage: Eukaryota; Viridiplantae; Streptophyta; Magnoliopsida; Malvales; Malvaceae
Product: glucuronoxylan 4-O-methyltransferase 1-like
Exons: 1
Coding region: 43-975 (310 amino acids)
Biological process (GO): xylan biosynthetic process
Source: RefSeq, a predicted model, not a curated record
AUCUGCUAAUAUUGCCCUGUUAGGUGCUGGAAAAGGAAGAAAAUGCCUCCACAACUCUCUAAUGGCGUUGCCUCUCAGAUCAGUCCUUCGGUUCAGUUCUGCAAUGGAGCAGGCUUGCGUUCAAGCCCCAAACAUGGCGGAAUAGCUAGAAGGACGAAAUUCCAUGGAAAAAAUCUACUUCCGGUCCUUGUUCUCGUCCUUUCUUGCCUUUCCAUUCUCAGGCUUCUUAAAAUAGCAAUGAUUACUUCACAUUCUUCGUCUUCGUUUCAAUCAAAUGCACCAUCGACGGUUGAUUUAGAGUUCGACCGCCGUCUCAAAACCUCCACGGCCUCCGCCCUCACCCCGAAGGAAUUCAUGGUUCUUUCAAAGAUCAUUACACGUAAAGCACCUUGUAAUCUCCUUGUUUUCGGUCAUCAAUCACAGUAUGUCAAUCUCUCGUCAAUAAACGCCGGAGGAAUCACUGUUUUUCUCGAGGAUGAUCCACACAAGACAAGCGAAAUCAAAGCUGAUUUCAACGGAACUCGAGUUUAUAAUGUUAAGUAUCAAGCACCAGCUAAGAAGGCAUACGAUUUGCUCAAGCAUGCAAGGGGAAAUCCAGCUUGUUCUCCCGCCACGAACAUGAUGUAUCAAUCGACCUGCAAAUUGGCAUUGAGAAACUUACCUGAAGAAAUUUAUAAGCUUAAGUGGGAUGUGGUGGUGGUGGACGGGCCGACCGAGGACUCGCUUGAUGCACAGGGGAGGAUGUCGACGAUCUACACCGCGGGCAUGUUGGCGAGAGGUGCUGAGACUGGGAAGACGACUGAUGUUGUGGUUCAUGAUGUUCAUCGGACGAUUGAAAAAUGGUUUUCUUGGGAAUUCUUGUGCGAACAAAAUUUGGUUUCUGCUAAAGGGAAACUCUGGGAUUUUAGAAUAACUGCAGAUCAAUCCAAUUCUACAAGCUUUUGCUCUUCUGAAACGGUUCAUCUAAUGUCAUAGCCUUC